CCUGACUCGCUGGGAAGCCUUGGGGCCCUGCGGGUCGAGGACCGGCGCGAGGAGAUCUGGCUGUAUGGGAAGGUGCAUUGGGAGCAGAGCUCUCCGGGGUACAAGCCCGGGGCCAGCGUCCCACACACCUCCGCACCUUUGCCCUCCAACCCCGCAAGCCUCCUCCCCAGGUUGCCUCGGGGCAGGACUGGGAGCUCUGGAGCUGGAGGAAGCCAGAGGCGUAGUGGCCACAUUGGGUAAUGAUGAAGGUCCCUGCUGACGUGGGGCUCCCUGAGCGGGGAGUCAAUUUUCAGCAAAUGAAAACCCCUCCCACGGAAACUGUCUUGGGGGCGUUUUCUCCAGGCCCUAAGUCUUCCUUGGCCGAACCUAUUCGGGGCUCUGGAGUUCCUGUCUGUAACCGGUCCUCCACCCUAGCUGGGAGCCAGAUGUGAUGGUGUUCCCAACACUGGGAAGAGUGAAUUGCCAUCUUCCAAAGCCAGGAGGGCCCUCCUGGACCCGGGAGCAGACCCUGGUGGCCGUGAAGCCAGAUGGGGUGCAGCGGCGGCUUGUUGGGGAUGUGAUCCGGCGUUUUGAGAGGAGGGGCUUCAAGCUGGUGGGGAUGAAGAUGCUUCAGGCUCCAGAGAGCGUCCUUGCUGAGCACUAUUGUGACCUUCGGAGGAAGCCCUUCUACCCAGCCCUCAUCAGCUACAUGAGCUCCGGCCCUGUGGUGGCCAUGGUCUGGGAAGGCCCCAAUGUGGUCUGCACCUCAAGGGCUAUGAUAGGACACACUGACUCAGCUGAGGCUGCCCCUGGCACCAUUCGAGGAGACUUCAGCUUCCACAUUACCAGGAACGUCAUCCAUGCCAGCAAUUCUGUGGAGGAGGCCCAGAGGGAGAUCCGGCUGUGGUUCCAGAGCAAUGAGCUGGUGGACUGGGCAGACGAAGCCUAUUGCAGCAGCCUCUACCCAGCCUGAGCCUCAGGAUGCCCUCAGCUGCCCCAGCAUCCACUCGGGACCAACUACCUCUGUCCAGAAGAACUUGAGCCCACCCUUGUGCUCUGCCUGUGUGUCUCAGACCACUUCCCUGUUUACCUUCCACCCCAGGCCAGAUCAGCUGAGCCAACUUUACGUGCCUUUUGUAUUCUGAGCCAGUAAGAGAUUGGAUCAAAUCCUUUCUACACCACAAUGCUAGACCACCUUUGGGGUGUCUCCAAAAAUGGGUACUUUAACCUCCACUCCCCCAAAGGGAAGACAUUAAAAUUCACUGUGCUGUGCA
This is a messenger RNA of Artibeus jamaicensis (Jamaican fruit-eating bat), 1253 nucleotides long. RefSeq names its product NME/NM23 nucleoside diphosphate kinase 4 (gene NME4). Lineage: Eukaryota; Metazoa; Chordata; Mammalia; Chiroptera; Phyllostomidae. The transcript is spliced from 5 exons. The coding region runs from base 431 to 952 and encodes 173 amino acids. The record is from RefSeq and is a predicted model, not a curated record. Gene Ontology annotation, molecular function: nucleoside diphosphate kinase activity. Gene Ontology annotation, biological process: UTP biosynthetic process; CTP biosynthetic process; GTP biosynthetic process.